AGCACUAUAGGCUCUGUGCUUUGGGGACAGGGACGCAGCUUGCAAACCUGGGCACGCUUUCCUUUGGCUAAACGUUUGUUGUUAAUCUUUUAGGCUUUGUGUGAAACAAGACAAGACUCAAACAGAUCUGUUGCCAUGGAGGAUGUUUCUAUCCUCUUUUUUCAGGUGAAGGUAACUUGAUUUUUUUGUCAUUGGUGCCACAAGAGGACAUGCAAGGAUUUAUUCUUUCCAGAAAACUCCAGUCUAAGUUGAAGUUGUAGUCCUUCUGUGAGAACUGUGGCAACAAGCAACCAAGAUUCCCCAAUCACACUGAGAGAAGAGCAGGAGGGGGCAUGGGAGACAAUAUACCUGGAGGAAUUGUAGCUGCUGCAAAGAACCGUCUGCAGGUGGUGAAAGGCUUGGAAGAUGUGGAGGUGUCUGAGUGUGAGAGCUGCUCCUUUGAAGUGAAACUCAACCUGGCCUAUAUCGAGGGUGUGUGGACCAGAGAUGGGAUGCAGCUUAAGUCAAAGCCCAACUGGCGUAUCAGCAGACAUGGGAAGAAACACUCCCUCGUACUGAACAAGGUGGCUUUGGGAGAUGCAGGCCUCUUCUCUUUUCAAGCCAACGGCAUUCAGACCUCAUGCAGACUCAGCGUCACAGCUAGGGACAUCCACAUAGUGAAGGAGCUUGAAAAUGUUGACACGAUGGAGCGUCAACCUGUGAAUUUCCUGUGUGAGGUCAACCAGGUGGACUUGGAUGGUCGGUGGUACAGAGAUGACUGCCGAAUUCGACCUGGGGACAACAUCAAGAUCAGAUACCAGGGUAAAACUCACACCCUGUUCUUCAAGUCAGUCAGGCCAGAGCAUGCAGGAGAGAUCAGAUUCACUGCAGAGCGUGUCUCGUCUUAUGCAACCCUCACAGUCAAAGAGCUCCCAGUCCAAAUAGUGCGUCCUCUGAGGGUCAAGAUAGCCAUGUAUCGCCACCGGGGUCUGCUGGAGUGCCAGGUGUCACGGCCUAAUGCUCAGGUCCGGUGGUACAAGAACAGGAAGGAGCUCCUGCCCAGUAAAAAAUACCAACUGAUCAGCCAAGAUGUCUACAGGCAGCUGACCAUCGACAACGUCUGCUCUUCAGAUGAGGACACCUACACCUGUGAUGCAGGAGAUGACAACACCUCUUGUCAGCUUCUCGUGGAGGAGCAGGCUAUCAAAAUAGUGAGGGGGAUGAGCUCAGUGGAGGUGAUGGAGCCAGAGCCAGCGCUGUUCCAAGUGGAGACCAGCCUGAAAUCAGGAAGGCCUCCCCGGUGGACCCUGAACGAUGAGGUGCUGGAGCCUAGUGCAGCAGUGAACAUUGACAGGAAAGGCACCCUCCACAGCCUCUGUCUCACCUCCACAGAAAGCUCCAUGUCGGGCCCCAUGCUCUUUGUAGCUGGCAAGAGUCGUUCCACUGCUCAGCUUACUGUCAAAGAGCGACCUCUCCAGGUUGCCCGCCACUUGGACGAUGUAGAGGCGAAAGAGAGCAGCUCUGUGACUCUGAGCUGUGCAUUUUCCCCGUCUCCCAGGGUGGUGCGGUGGUUUAAAGGGCGUACGGCUCUGAAGACCUCGAACAAGUACAGCAUGAAAAGGGAAGGGAAGCGAGCACAGCUGACCAUUCAUGGCUUGACAGGAAUGGAUGCAGGACAGUACCGCUGCAUGGCUGGGGGCUCCCAGAGCACAGCUCAUGUUAAGGUUGAGGUGCGAACACUGAAGUUAGUCAAACACUUUGAGCCAGUGGAAAUAGAGGAGGAUGGCAUGGCAACAUUCUCCUGUGAGCUCAACUAUGUGGUCGCCAACGUGGAGUGGCUCCUGAACAACGUUCGCCUCUAUUGCAACGCCAUCAACAGGAUCCAGCACAUGGGCACUAUGCACAGCCUCACAAUAAAGGCGCUGCGACCACAAGAGAGCAGGGUCACAUUCAAAGCAGGCCUUCUCUCUGAGACAACCACCUUAAAGGUCAAAGAGCGCCCAGCAGUGUUCCUGAGGUCUCUGGAGGAUGCAGUAGGAGAAGAGCAAGGGGAAGUCUGCCUGCAGUGUGACAUUUCUAAAGAGACAGUGACCCCUGUUUGGAGGAAGGAUGGUAUGGUCCUUACCGCUGAUGAUAAACAUGAGUUACUCCAGUUUGGGAAGUCCAUGGCAUUGAUCAUCCAUUCCCUCAGCAAGGAUGAUGCUGGAUUGUACACCUGUGACCUGGGCACCAGCCAGACCAAAGCCAAAGUUACUGUACAUGACUUACAUAUCACUAUUGUUCAACGUAUGAAGACAACAACUGUCUUUGAAGGCGAAAGCUGCACUUUUGAUUGUCAACUCUCUCAUGAUCUCAAUGAUGAGCCUUCCUGGACCAUCAAUGGCCAGGUGUUGGUCACCAAUAGCCGUAUUCAGAUUAUCAACAAUGGCCGCAACUACAGAAUGACCAUUAAAGAUGCUAUACCGACUGACGCUGGAGACGUGGUCUUUACAAUUAAAGACUUGAGCUGUAGGACGAUGCUAUUUGUUAAAGAGAAGCCAGUGCACAUCUUUAGGGAGCUGUUGAAUGUCAAGGCGGUACCUGGCGAGGAUGCAGAGCUGAGCUGUGAGAUCACCAAACCAGAAGUCACAAUCCGUUGGCUGAAAAAUGGCCAUUUGAUCAGACAGAGCCCAAAGUUUGAAAUGAGUGUGGAGAAGAACUUGGCGCGAUUGGUGAUCAAGAAUACCACCAUCAGAGACUCUGGAGAGUACUGCUGUGAGGCCGAUGGCAUUGCCUCGCGUGCCAAGCUAGAGAUCAGAGAACUUCAGCACACAUUUGCAAGGGAGGUAAGGGACACACGAGCAGAGGAAAAGGGUAAAGUGACCCUGGAGUGUGAGACCAGGCGGCCUGCCAAGCAGGUGACCUGGCUGAAGGGCAUGGUGGAGCUGAGAUCUGGUAGGAAGUAUGUCAUCAGGCAGAAGGGAGUGGUGCUGUCCCUAACCAUCACUUCACUGGACAAAUCGGACACAGAUGUAUACACGUGUGAUGUCGGUACCAUGCAAAGCCGGGCGCAGCUGACUGUGCAAGGUCAGAAGGUGUUGAUCCUGGAUGAAUUAGAGGAUGUUGAGUGUCUAGAAGGCGACACAGUCACAUUCAGGUGUCGAAUUUGUCCCAGUGAUUACAUCGGGGUCAAGUGGUAUCUGGACGAGACUUUGCUGUACACCAAUGAGCUCAAUGAGAUCCAGAUGUUGCCAGGAGGCUUCCACACCCUCACAUUUAGACAACUUGCCCGCAAAGACACUGGCACUGUCUCCUUUGCAGCAGGGGACAAAAGAUCGUACGCCUCAAUGUUGGUUAGAGAGAGACGUCCCACCAUCAUUAAAGCGCUUGAAGACUGUGAGGCUAUUGAAGGAGGUGGUUUGGUUUUGUCUUGUGUGGCCUCCAAGCCAUGUCACAUCUUGUGGUACAAAGAUGGCUGCCUCAUGUGGAACUCUUCAAGGUAUUUUGCCAGUCGUUCUGGCUGUGAGGCCCGGCUGACGAUUCGGGAGGUCUGCAACAACGAUGCCGGAGUGUAUGAGUGCAGUGCCGGAUCUGUUACAACUAGGGCCGUUGUAACUGUCAAAGCCAUCCCAGCAGAGUUCACCCAGUCUCUAAAUACUGUGGAGGCCAAAGAGGGUGAGACCGUAACCCUGACCUGUGAAUACUCUCUGCCUGGGGUCCAGUUCCACUGGAGGAGAGGUUUUGAGAGUAUCAGGCCUGGAGAUAAGUACCUGAUGAAACAGAGGAAGACCAUUAAUUCCCUGACAAUCAAAGCCCUGAAGCCUGAAGACUCAGGAGAAUAUACCUGUCAGUGCAGAGAUCACCAUACUACAGCAAGCCUCAAAGUACAUGCUGUUCCCAUUACAUUUAUACAACAGUUAAAGGACAUGCAAGCAGAGGAGGGAAGCAAUGUCCUAUUGCGCUGUGAGGUGUCUAAACCUGGAAUUCCAGUAGAAUGGAGGAAAGGAUAUGAUCUGUUGAAGAAUGGCGUUAAGUACCAGAUAAGGAAAAGGGAGACCAGCCUGGAGCUUCUGAUUUGGAAGCCUGUUCCUGACGACAGUGGGGUCUACAGCUGUGUGUGUGCUGAUCAAAUGACAUCUGCCACUGUCAAAAUCACUGCUCUCCCAGUUACCUUCAAGCAGAAGCUGAGGAAUGUCCUGGUUGAGGAGGGCAGCACUGCCGCUUUACGCUGUGGGCUGUCAAAAUCUGGUCACGCUGUGGAGUGGAGGAAGAGGGGGAAUGACCUCAUCCGGAGUGGGGAGAAAUAUCAAAUGCGGCAGAGAGACAUGCUGAUUGAACUGAGGAUCUUUGAUGUUACACCUGAGGACAGCGACAUCUACACAUGCAUCUGUGGGAACAUAGAGACCACUGCAACACUGACUGUUAAUGCUCUUCCCAUCAACUUUAAGCAAAAACUGAAGAACAUCCAAGUAGAGGAAGGACAUAACAUCACACUAUAUUGUGAGAUCUCUAAAGCGGGUGUCCCAGUGGAGUGGAGGCUUGGAGGAGAUCUGUUGGAGAACGGAGAGAAGUACCAGAUUAAGCAGAGGGACUCAGCCCUGGAGUUGAUCAUCAGAGAUGCUGAACCAGAGGACAGCGGGAUCUACACCUGUGUUUGUAGAGAGCAGAGAACAAAGGCCACUGUUAAAGUUAUCGCUGUUCCCGCCACAUUUAAAGUAAGUCUGAAGACCCAGGAGGCCGAAGAAUGUAGCAGUGUGACAUUACGCUGUGAGCUUUCAAAGAAGGGAGUUGCGGUACAGUGGCAGAGAGGGACUCAAGUGCUGUCUGAAGAGAUGUAUCGCGGAAAGUAUCAGAUGAAGCUGGAAGGAAAGAUAGCUCAGAUGAUUAUUCUCAACAUCCAACCAGAAGAUGCAGGGAAAUACAGCUGCCUCACAGGAGAUGAGAAAACCACAGCUGAAGUCAAAGUGAAAUCACUUCCUGUGACAUUUAAACGAGAGGUCCAGCACCUGGUGGUGAAGGAAGGGGACAGUGCAGUGUUCUGCUGUGAGCUCUCCAAACCUGGAGCUCCAGUGGAGUGGAGGAAAGGCAGAGUGAUCCUGAAGCCUGGAGAAAAAUAUGAGAUGAAGCAGGAGGGACCUUUUACUAAACUGGUUGUCAACAACGUAGAGGAGAACGAUGCUGGCAAAUACAUCUGCAAGACUAAAGACAGUCAAUCGACUGCUGAGCUCACCGUCCAAGAAUCACCUGAGCGCAGACGCCAAAGAGGGUUACCACCAAGUUUUAAGAUGCCCCUAGUUAACCAGGAAGUGACAGAGGGCAACAGUGUGGUGCUGCGCUGUGAGCUCAACAAACCUGCCCCUUCAGUGGAGUGGAGGAAAGGAGGAGAACUGCUGAAGAACGGAGACAAGUACCAGAUGAGGAAGAAGGACCUGCAGGUGGAGAUGAAGAUUGCGGACCUCAGUCUGGACGACACUGGAGAUUAUACCUGUGUAUGUGGAGAACAGAGUACCAAAGCUACGAUCAUUGUGAACGAGCGGCCCAUCAAAUUCCUUCAAGAACUGAAGAAUAUUCAGGUGCAGGAGGGCAAUGGAGUGACGCUCUGCUGCGAGCUCUCCAAACCAGGCACUCCAGUGCAGUGGAAAAAGGGAGACAAUGUGUUGACCAAUGGAGAGAAAUACCAGAUAAAGCAGAGCGGCACCACCCUGGAACUCCUCAUCAGGAAAAGCCAGCCUGAGGACAGUGGCACAUACAGAUGUGUUUGUGAAGACCUAACAACGACUUGCACUGUCAUCAUCACUGCAAUCCCGGUGACUUUCAAGCAAAAGUUGAAGAACCAGGAAGCUGUGGAGGAGGGCAGUGUGAUACUGCGCUGUGAGCUUUCUAAACCAGGAGUUCCAGUUGAGUGGAGGAAAAAUGCUCAACUUCUGAAGGAGGGAGAAAAAUACCAGAUGAAGCAAGAAGGCAGGAUGGCUGAGAUGCUGAUCAGAAAUUUAACUCUCUCAGAUUUGGGGGAGUACAGCUGUUUUGUUGGCACUGCUGUGACUUCAGCUGACAUCAAAGUAAGAGCGGUUCCUGUAACAUUUAAACAAGCUCUGGAGAAUUUGGAGGUGAAAGAAGGAGACAGUGGAGCUUUCUGCUGUGAGCUCUCCAGACCUGGAGCUCCAGUGGAAUGGAGGAAAGGCAGAGUCAUCCUCAAACCUGGAUACAAAUACGAGAUGAAACAGGAGGGACGUCUCACUAAACUGAUCAUCAACAACAUGGAAGAAAGUGAUGCCGGGAAAUAUACCUGCAAGACUAAAGACACCCAAUCAACUGCUGAGCUCACCGUCAAAGCUCCUCCCAUCCAAUUCAAGACAAAGUUAAGGAACCAGCAAGUGGAGGAGGAGAAUAGUGUGACGUUGAACUGCGAGCUGUCGAAGCCUGGCCUUGCUGUGGAGUGGAGGAAAGGACAAGAGCUGCUGAAGAAUGAUUUCAAGUACCAGAUUAAAAAUCGAAACAGCAGUAUGGAACUGACCAUCAAAAACACACAGCUAGAAGACAGCGGACUUUACAGCUGUAACUACGGCGACAUCAAGACCACAGCCAAAAUCACCAUUACACCUAUCCCCCUCACCUUUAAAAUGGGUCUGAAGAACCAGGAGGCCCCUGAAGGAGGCAAUGUGACCCUUCGCUGUGAGCUGUCCAGGGCUGGGGUGCCUGUGCAGUGGUGGAAGGCGGAGGACCAGCUCUAUCACGGGGGAAGAUAUCAGAUGACAUUGAAGGGGAGGACAGCCGAAAUGCACAUCAAAAACAUCCAGCCCGAGGAUGUUGGGGAGUACAGCUGCAUCUUGGGGGAGCAGAAGACAACGGCUGAAGUCAAUGUGAGAGCGGCAGCAUCAGUGUUCUUUGAGAAGGAACUGGAGAGCCAAGCGGUGAUGGAGGGGAAAUCUGUGCUGAUGUCUUGUGAAGUUUCCAGUGCUAAUGUUCCGGUCACUUGGAGGAAGGACAACAAUGUGGUAGAAGGAGAGCGAUACAUUUUAAAGAAGAAAGGCCCCACACACACCCUGGAGAUCAAGAAACUGCAUAUGGAGGAUGCUGGAGAGUACUGCUGCAUCUCCAGAGGCAAGAAGACCACUGCCAAGCUGAUUGUGAGGGAGCGCGUGCGGAUUGUUACAGAGCUGCAAGGUAUAACGGUGACAGCGGGUGAGGACGCAGUGUUUGUGUGUGAGCUGAGCCAUGCAGACGUGAGUGAGGGUGUCUGGUGGCUUGGCUCCAGCCCUCUACAGAAGAACGAGAUGAACCAGAUGACGUGCCAGGGUCGCCAGCACCGACUCGUCCUCACUAUGACAACACCUGAAGAGACGGGCAUUGUGGCAUUUGUGGUUGGGGAGGAGAGAACCUCUGCACGUCUGCUAGUUGUUCCUAAGGUCCAAGUUUUAUUUGAGGAAAAGCCUAAAGACGUUGUCAUCAUGGAAGGAGAAACGGCUACUUUGUCCUGCACAACCUCGGAUUUCACGUCCCCUGUUACUUGGAGCCGCAACCACAUCCCUCUCCGAAAUGGUGAUAAAUAUGAGAUACUUAAGGAGGGAAAAGUCAACCUAUUGCUUAUCCGUGAUGUGGAUCCCCUGGAUACUGGCACAUACUGCUGUGAUACAGGAGAUGUGCAGACCAGUGCUAUACUUACUGUAACAGAGCUACCACCAUUCUUCCAAGAAGAAUUGCAGAGUGUGGAAGUUGAGGAGGGAGGUACAGCCUCUCUGUACUGUGAGCUUUCUAAACUUGGAGUGCCGAUUCAAUGGAAGAAGAACAGGCUCCCACUAAGAGCCAGCAGAAAGUACGAGAUCAGGCAGGAUGGCUGCCUCCUCCAGCUACACAUCAAGGAUCUCAAACUUGAGGACAGUGGAAGCUACGCAUGUCAAGCAGGAAGUGCAGAGACCACUGCUACUGUAUCAGUGAAAGAGCUCCCGUCAUUUUUCAAAGAAGAAUUACAGAACGUGGAGGCUGAGGAGGGAGGUGCAGCCUUUCUGUCCUGUGAGCUGUCCAAAGCUGGAGUGCCAGUGCAGUGGAAGAAGAACAGGUUGCCACUGGCAGCGAACAGAAAGAAUGAGAUGAAGCAAGAUGGCUGCCUUCUCCAGCUCCACAUCAAGGAUCUCAAACCUGAGGACAGCGGCAACUACACAUGUCAAGCAGGAAGUGCAGAGACCACUGCUACUGUGACAGUGAAAGAGCUUCCUCCAUUCUUUAAGAAAGACAUAGCUAGUGUGGAGACUGAGGAGGGAGGUACAGCCUCUCUGUACUGUGAGUUGUCUACGGCUGGAGUGUCAGUACAAUGGAAGAAGAACAGGCUGCCUCUGAGAGCGAACAGGAAGUACGAGAUGAAACAAGAUGGCUGCCUCCUCCAACUCCACAUCAAGGAUCUCAAACCUGAGGACAGCGGCAGCUACACAUGUCAAGCAGGAAGUGCAGACGCUCCCUCCAUUCUUUAAGAAAGACAUAGAUAGUGUGGAGGCUGAGGAGGGAGGUACAGCCUCUCUGUACUGUGAGUUGUCUAAACCUGAUGCAUCAGUACAAUGGAAGAAGAAUAGACUUCCACUCAGAGCCAGCAGGAAGUAUGAGAUAAAGCAAGAUGGCUGCCUUCUCCAGCUGCACAUCAACAAUCUCAAACCUGAGGACAGCGGCAGCUACACAUGUCAAGCAGGAAGUGCAGAAACCACUGCUACUCUAUUAGUGAAAAAGCUCGUACCAUUCUUCAACAAAGAAUUACAAAGCAUGGAGGCUGAGGAGGGAGGUUUAGUCUCCCUGUACUGUGAGCUGUCUAAACCUGACAUAUCGGUACAAUGGAAGAAGAACAGGCAGCCAUUGAGAGCAAACAGGAAGAAUGAGAUGAAGCAGGAUGGCUGCCUCCUCCAACUCCACAUCAAGGAUCUCAAACCUGAGGACAGCGGCAGCUACACAUGUCAAGCAGGAAGUGCAGAGACCACUGCUACUGUAUCAGUGAAAGAGCUCCCUCCAUUCUUUAAGGAAGACUUACAAAGUGUGGAGGCUGAGGAGGGAAGUGUAGUCUCUCUGUGCUGUGAGCUGUCUAAACCUGGAGUGUCAGUACAGUGGAAGAUGAACAGGCUGCCUCUGACAGCGAACAGGAAGUAUGAGAUAAAGCAAGAUGGCUGCCUCCUCCAGCUCCUCAUCAAAAAUCUCAAACCUGAGGACAGCGGCAGCUAUACAUGUCAAGCAGGAAGUGCAGAGACCACUGCUACUGUGACAGUGAAAGAGCUCCCACCAUUCUUCAAGGAAGACUUAGAAAGUGUGGAGGCUGAGGAGGGAGGUACAGCCUCUCUGUGCUGUGAGCUGUCUAAACCUGGAGUGUCACUACAGUGGAAGAAGAACAGGCUGCCACUGAGAGCCAACAGGAAGUAUGAGAUGAAGCAGGAUGGUUGCCUCUCUCAGCUGCACAUCAGAGAUCUCAAACCUGAGGACGGCGGCAGCUACACAUGUCAAGCAGGAAGUGCAGAGACCACUGCUACAGUAUCAGUGAAAGCACUAGAGCUGACUCCACCAAAGGCAGAGCCUUCCAUGAUACUGCCCCGGGAAAAGGGCACUGUUUCCAAACCAACUCCUACUCUAGAGAACCAAACGCCUGGACUCCAAGAGGCUAAGCCUGUUCCUCCAGAGCCCAAAAAGAGAACUAAUAGGAAAGCAUCUAUUACAAGUUUAGAAAAACAUGUGGAGACAAUAUUUGACCUAAAACAGGGCAUCCAACCUGCAAGAUCUAUGGAGACAGACUUUGAUGUUGCACAGAACGUAACACAACUGGAGAAGCAUGGGAAGAAAGACAAUGAGGUGUACAAGGAAAUUGACAAGACAAUGAGACUACUGGAGAAGGAUGAUGGGGUUGACAAGAAGGCAGAAGAGCCAGCAAGGCCUUUGGAAAGGGAGAAAGACGUUUUCAUGGAGAAGAGACAACCAGGAACAAAUUCUGAGAAAUUACUCAAAGUUGACCGUAACGCAAGUCAGUUAGACAGGUUUCAGGGAGACACUUUGUUUGAACAAAAGAAAAGGGAAAAUGAAGUUGAACAGAGCUCAAAACAAGCAGAAAAGCCUUCAGAGAAAACAAGUGAAGUUGAGAAGAAGGAAAGCCAUCCAGGAAAAGUCCUGUGGCAGAACAGGCAAGAUGAAAAACAGCCUGUGAAACUAUUAGAUACGUUUACUGGUACUAAAACAAUAAAGGAACAAGAAGAGAAGUCCACAGAAAAGGAGGGCAAAGUAGAGGAAGAAGAACCUUUUAAAUCACCAGUAAGAUCUAAGGGAAAGGUAACAGGGGUGAAGGAGCUGCUUAAAUAUGUUCCAAAGGAAACUGAGGAGAUCAUUAUCCAAUCAGUAAAGCCUACUGUAAAUGAUUCUGAAGAAGACCAUAAACAGAGAGACCAUGUGAAACAAGUGUCCAUAGAGGCAGAGAGAGAGGAAAAGCCACUUAAACUAGUGCCGUCUGUAAAUCAGCUGGACAAACAGUCAGUAGAACAACCAGUAAAGACUUUAGAAAAAGAGGCUGCAUUUGUUCCUCCAAAACCACCCGUGAGGAUUAAAAGCAAAGCAAAGGGGGGAAUGAAAAAAGAAUCAUCAAGGGACACAGAGACAGAUCAAGAUGAUGGGCAGAUGACAAGAGUUGUGGUGAAAACAACAGAUGAUAAGCCCAAUAAAAUUGCAAUAGGGUCUUUAAAAAAAGAGGUUGAAGACAAACCAAUAAUCAAGAAGAAACAAUCAGUAACAACAGAAAUUGAGAUGGUUGAGAAAAUUAAGCAACCUGUGAAAGCUGAGGAGAAAGAUGGAAACACUAAACAGCCGAUUAAACAACCAGUUAAACCCAUGAGAAAAGAACCGGAACUGGUGCAGGAAAUUAAACUUGUAGUGGAGCCAAUGAAAAGGGAGGAGGAACAACAAAGAACAAAGACGACAGAAGACAUUCCUCUCCUCUACAUUUCUGAAGAUGAAACUUUCUUAGAGGCUUUGACUGACAUACCGGCCAACCACAGCAAUGUCCAGCCCCCUGGCAGUUUUGUUGAGGGGUCCACCCAACCCGCCACUCUUCCUCCAAUUAAUGUACCGCAAAAAUCACAAGCACCAAAUGACGGUACACCGGAGAUUGACACCAGGGUUGAAGACGAACCACAGAUGAAAGAGGCUGCAGUCAAGAUCCAGGCAGCCUUCAAAGGCUACAAAACCCGCAAAGACAUGCGACCUGUCUUUAAAGAGGUUUUUAAGAACCAGAGUGCAAAUCUUCAUGGUACAGUCACUCUAGUGUGUAUUGUACAAGGAAAAGUCAGCACAGCACGCUGGCUAAAACAAGGCCAACAAAUCCUUAAUGACCAGCGACGUCAUGUUGAGAUUACAGAGAAUGGUGUAUGCACACUGGUGAUCAAAAACCUGACUACCUUUGACAGUGGAAUCUAUACAUGUGAGGUGGUGAAUAUGUUUGGUAUGACCUCCUACAAUGGAAAUUUAACAGUAGUACAGCCACAGAAGCCUGUUCUGGCAGUCCAAAAGCCUGUACACCCUCCACUUGCAGCCAUAACACCUCUGCAACUCGCCUCGCCAAAGCUUGAGGCCCAAGCCAAAGCACAGACUCAGGAUCUGCCUGAGACUCAAACCCAGAUACCCACUUCAGCUACAGAUGCGAACUACGUAGAAAAUGUGAGCGUCUCUCUGUGGGAGGCCUACAACCUGACGGAGAAGAACACUCAGAUGAGCCUACAAGAGAGGAGAGGAUCCUCACUCAUUGCUGCCAGCUCCGUGUCGAGUCCCUCGGAUUAUGACACAGCUCCAGAUGUGAUGGAACCUGUUGAGACUGGCUCAGCUGUACCAAGGGAAGUGACAAAAGCCGUGGACAAAGUGCCUCCAAAAGAUGAUAAAAAACAGAUGGCUCCUCCACCGUCUCCAAAGAAACUACUGAAGAUCAAAGGGGCUCACGAAAGUAGAAUGAGGACACCCUCUCCUAAGCACCACUGCGCUCAGACACCCUUAACUAGUGCCGUCUCUGGAUCAGAGUCAGAAGGGGAAGAGGAUAGGCGAGAGACAUUUGAAAUGUAUGUGGCCCGAGCUGAUUGCAGUCCAAAAAGCGGAAAAAAGGACAGUUUUGUUCUGAAGGAGGGCCAGUUUGUAGAGGUCCUGGACUCUGUUCAUCCGGACAGGUGGUUGGUGAGGACCAAACCCACCAAAACCAACCCUGCUCGACAGGGAUGGGUGUGUCCAGCCUACCUGGAGAAGAAAAGGAAGGAGACCUUCCCGCAACUGAGAGCACCUCAAGAGGAUCUUGAUGGAAUUGGGUCUACAGGAGAAGAGUACAGGAGAGCUCUGAGCCAGCUCAUCCGAGGCCUGAUUGAUGGAGAAGAGGAGUUUGUAAAAGAGAUGAAGAUGUUUACCUCUCACCAGCUGAAUUAUUUGGAUUCUAGCCGCCACGUCCCCAUUCACAUCCUUAACCAGAAGGAGAUCAUUUUCAGGAAUAUCAAGGACAUUGUGCUUCUGCAUGAGAGGUCCAUCCUUCCCGGACUGAGAGAGUGUGCCACAGACGACGAUGUGGCUAUGCAUCUGAUCAAACACACAGAGGACUUUGAGAAGUAUCUUCACUACAUGGUGGGACAAGCACAAGCAGAGGCCUGCAUUACUGACAAGGCUGUCCAACAGUAUUUCAAAGAGUUACCAGAAUCUGGUAAGCCUGAAGACCCUGUCAUGGAUGUCCUUACCUUCCUCCAGCGACCAGUGGAGAGGAUUCAAACUUACCAGGCUUUACUGAAGGAGCUGAUCAAGAACAAAGCCAAAAGUGGACAGAGCUGCUGUCUUUUGGAGGAUACCUUCUCCAUGGUGUCCUGUCUACCCUGGAGGUCUGACAACCUGCACCAGGUGUCCCUCAUCGAGAAUUACCCAGCUCCUCUAAUGGCCCUGGGCGAGCCCAUGCGACAGGGAGUCUUCACAGUGUGGGAGGAAUCUCCAGACAUCAAGACGGGCUCUAGAGGGCAUCAAAGACAAGUCUUUCUCUUCAAGGAAUGUAUUGUACUGUGUAAACUUAAAAGAGACAUCAGGAUGAACAGUGACACCUUUAUCUUCAAGAACAAAAUGAAGCUGAAUGAUGUGGACAUAAAGGAGACUUUGGGCGGAGAUGAAAAGUCUUGGGGGUUGUGGCAUGAGCACAGGGGCUCAGUGCGGAAGUACACACUGCAGGGACGCUCCACCCUGGUCAAACUCUCCUGGCUGAAGGACCUGAAGGAGCUACAGCAACGUUCCAGUCUGCCCACUAACAGCCCACCAGUGUUUGAAGCACCAUUGUCUGACUGCACAACAAAGAUAGGACAGACAAUCAAACUGACCUGUAAGGUCACAGGAUCACCGAAACCGGUGGUCAGCUGGCUCAAAGACGGCCUUCCUUUAGAGGACGACCCUCGUCACAUCAUCACGGCAGACCGAUCAGGCAACUGCAGUCUCAUCCUGGACAGCCUCACUGCAGAGGACUCUGGACAGUAUGCCUGCUAUGCUCUCAGCUGCAUGGGCAGCGCUGGUACUCUGGCUAAGGUUGUGGUGUGCGCUCCACCCAGAUUUGUGUGUCGAUUAGAGAGUGCUUGUCUGAUAGAAGGAGAGAAUAUACAGUUUACCUGCUCCACACUUACUACUCCUUUACCACGAAUCAGGUGGUUGAAAGAUGGCAGAGAGUUGACGGACCAGCAAAAAUACGUCAUCCUGAAUGAUGCUCUGAGUGGAAUCUUGUGUCUGGUGGUCAUCAGAGCAACAGAGGCCGAUAUUGGACAGUAUGAGUGUGAGCUUUGGAAUGAGUUUGGCUGCAUCAAGUGUAAGGCAGGGCUGUGCCCCGCUUACAUACCACCGAUCGACAUUGAGGGUGACCAACCACAGGACUUACCUUCUAAAGACGCAGACUCAGAGGGCUGGUCCACUGCCUUUGUGAAGAAAUGGCUACAGACGGAUUUCAGUCCGACCUCUAUUGCUAAGAUGCUGUUCCCUCCUGGACACCCUGAACAAAAUGAAUGUAGCACUGAGGGGGCUGUUCCUGCCUCGACAUCCAUGGAUCAGGCGAUACAGCAGCCUGUGUGUUACCUUGAGGAGGAAGAGGAGAUUUACAUCUCGGAGCAAAUGCAGGAAAUUGCAGAUGCUCCUCCCUCCAUCCAGGUACCCACUGAGGAUCUGUGUGUAGAGCCUGGCCAACCAGCUACAUUCACUGCCAUCAUCACAGGAAGGCCGACUCCUAAUAUACAGUGGUACAAGGAUGGAGAGGAGCUUGCAGCCAAUAAUAAUGUAGAGAUACUACAGCAUGGCGCCCGCUGCACAGUGACCAUUGUGUGCCCCGAGGGUGAGGACAGUGGCAUAUAUACCUGCUUGGCCUACAAUGACUCUGGCCAUGUCUCAUGCCAGGCUGAGCUGACAGUGGAGGAAGGCCCACUGGAGUGCCAGGAAAGAGAGGUGGAGCUCGGAAAGAGAAGGAAGUUAUUCUCCAUCUAUGAUGUCCAUGAGGAAAUUGGAAGGGGAACCUUCGGGGUAGUAAAGCGAGUUGUCCACAGAAGAACAUGUGAAGUAUUUGCUGCCAAGUUCCUGCCUCUGCGGAGCAGCACUCGGACCAGGGCCUUCCAGGAAAGGGACUUGCUAUCCCGUCUGGCUCACCCCAGAGUUGCCUGCCUGCUGGAUUUCUUUUGUACCAGACGCACUCUGGUGCUGAUCACAGAAAUCUGCUGUUCUCAUGGACUUCUGGACCAUUUAUUUCUAAAAGGAUCAGUCUCUGAGAGAGAGGUUCAGUCAUACAUCCAGCAAAUCCUUGAAGGAGUUGGUCACAUUCACAGCAUGAACAUUUUGCACCUGGACCUUAAACCUGAUAAUAUACUCAUGGUGUAUCCGCCCAGAGACGAGAUCAAGAUCUGUGACUUUGGCUUCUGCCAAGAAAUAGACACAUCCAGACACCAAUACAGCAUGUUUGGUACACCAGAGUUUGUUGCCCCUGAAAUUGUUCACCAAGAACCAGUCACUGUGGCCACCGAUAUUUGGUCUGUAGGUGUAAUAGCCUAUAUAUGUCUGGUGUGCCGUUGCCCUUUUGCGGAAGCGACAGACCGUGCUACACUGCUGAGGGUGGGGGAGGGGACCCUGAACUGGGAUGCCCCUGACGUCUCCUCAAGGAGCCCUGAUGCCCAGAACUUUCUCCACAUGCUCCUUCAGCCAGAUCCAGAGAAACGACCAUCUGCCUUUGAGUGCUUGAGCCACGAAUGGCUCCAGGACGAAUAUGCGGGAGAAGAUACGGAUGAAAUCAACACCAAAACUUUGAAAAUCUUCAUCUCAAAAAGGAAAUGGCAGCGUUCGUUGACUUGCAUUGGCUCAGUUCUCACGUUGAGGCUCAUCCCUGAGCUUCUGGACGCUCCUCUCAGAGAGACUGCAGUGACAGUGCCUCGUGAGCCCCAGGAGCACAGCAGCACCUCUGUGAGCAGUGGCUCCUCAUCAGAGUAUGACGAAGCUGACUCUUGGGACUUUUUCCAGCACUACAGCCCAACUGAGGAGGAGGAAGACACUGAGGAGGACUAUGAUUCUUUAACAGAGAGAGCGCACAUCCCUGAGCCUUUUGCCAAACUCCACCUAGAUGCAGAAGAAGAAGUGACAUUAGGGGAGGAAGAAGAGGAGGAGAUGAUAGGAAGAAGGAGUGUACUGGAGCGGAGUAUGAGCAGGCAGUCAGUUGUGUCUUCAGAUGUGUCAGGCCAACAGACACCUCACAGGGAGCGUAGGUUCAGCAAGGACAGCAGUCAAUCUCUCUACCUUUCUGAUGGAAGUGAGGGUUCAGGGAGUGACGGAGCUCGUAUCCCUCGUGACAGCGUCAUCCGAAGCACUUUCUACAGUACUUCUCAUCAGCUUUCCCCCAUGUCUGCCAGACACAUGACAUUACGGGACAAAUUCCAGGUCAAAAAGCAGGAAAGAGGCCGCAAACCACUCCGGAGAAGCUUUUCUGGACGUCUCAACGAGCCUCUUAUUGAAUAUGUGGAGGAUGAGACGGAGACCAAUCGUGGCCAAAGACGGGGAUCUGUCCAGCCUAUAAUGCAGAAGUCUUGUUCCUUUGACAGUGGUGUUGGCCUUGCCCACACCAAUGUACCCCCUCACAGGAGGAGCAGGUCUCUUGAUGAGUAUUCACGGCGAUCUCCCGGCUCACCCAAGCGCACAAAGUCGGGGGAAGAAGAAGGCUCUCAAAGUCUAAAGGAAGAUUUGACAGAUGAUGAAGUGGCAGGGAGAGGAUUGUUGGCCAUCCCGAGCCCUCAGCGACCCACAAGAAGAAGAGGCUCUGUCGCUCCAUUACAAGGGACUUGUUUGCCAGGUGGAUCAUCUGUUCCCUCAAGCUUCCUUGCUGGAGACAGAAUCUGCCCCAGGCUGGAUCAGGAGCAGGCAGCGGGCAACAGCUUCGCUGGCUCCCAGGGGUCUCUUGCUGAGUCGUCUAUUUUAGAGCAGGGUGGCUCUGAGUCUUCAAGCAGAUUUGGCUCCUAUGAGGAGCUCAGUCAUGGUCAUCUCAGAGCGAGGCACAGAUCAGGAGAGAGUGAAGUGUAUGAUGAUCAAGGGGAGCCUCUGAUUCCACCAUCCCCAUGCUCAUUCCAAGAGGUUAAACCGAGAAGCUUGUUACCCAAGGCACCGCCACGUAACCGCACCCGCUCCAACCCCAACUUAUCCACAAACAGCAGGGGUCAGCUAGGGACCCCACUAACAGUGAGCCCCAGUCCCAGCCUUUCUUCUCUGCAGGCCCCAGAGAGGCCUCCCAGAGCCAAGGACAGGAAGGAGGGCUGUGGCCUCCAAAGGCAUGCAUCUGCUCCGGCCCUCGAAGCUCGGCCACCUACAGGAAAGUCCCCCAAGCUUGGACUGCUGAAGAUCUUCCGCAGGCAGUCCUGGACGAGCCAUUCAUACUCCCAGCUGGACAACACAGAGUUAGGACCCACACUAGGAGAGAUCAUGAAGCCAGAUACUCCCACCAUGUCUCUGAGGAAGAAAAUGAGAGCUUCAGCCUCCAGCCUGACCAAGCUGUUUUCCAGGUCUUCUAGUAAGGAGGAUGUGAAUAAAGGAGGGCCGAUAGUUAAAGAUUCACCUCCCAUCGCACCUGAAAGGCAGCAUAGAACUGGUCUUGAGAGUCCAAGAAAGAGGAACUCCAAACUUUUACCUUCUUUUAAAAUACCUGCAUUCAAAAAGACAAAAGAUCUGCUGGCCCGUCCCAACAAGGCUGAAGUGCUCCAGUUAGAUGGAGGUGGAGUCUUGCUGGUUUGGAAACCAGUCCAGUCCAGUAACCCUGUCACCUACUGUGUGCAGUACUGUACAGAAGGUGGGGAGUGGACAGUCCUGUCGGAGGAGGUGACUGACAGCUGCUACGUGGUGAAGGACUUACCCAGAGGAGCCUCUUAUGUGUUCAGAAUGGGCUGCAUCACCAAGACAGGAGCAGGACCUUUCAGUGAUGCUUCAGCACCUGUUGUUAUGGCUACUCAUCCUGAAGAGAUUCACGUUCCUUUAAUCCAGACUGAGUCACUGGGGUCAAAGGUCACUGGUUCAGCACAACAGACAACACACAAGAACUACAAUUUCCUCUCUGAGGUCAACAGGGGUCGUUUCAGCGUAGUUACCUUGUGCAGGGAUGCUGAGACAAGCCAAGUGUUUGUUGCCAAGCUCACCCCUUACCAGGCAGAGCAGAGACAAUUGGUGCUGAGGGAAUACCAGCUGCUGAAGAGGCUUCAUCACCCACACCUGGUGCAGCUACACACUGCCUAUUUCACCUCCUGCUACCUGGUGUUAGUGGAAGAGCUCUGUCCCGGCAGGGAGCUGCUCUACAGUUUGGCAACGAGAGAUCUGUACGCAGAGACUCACGUCGCCGAGCUGCUGGUUCAAAUUCUGAGUGCAGUUGACUACCUUCACAGCCGUCGAGUCAUCCACCUGGACCUGAAGUCUGACAACAUGCUGGUGGAUGAUUGCAACCACCUGAAGAUAGUUGACUUGGGCUCGGCUCAGUCCUUCACACCCGGUCAGCCUGUCAACAUCGAGCACAUCCAAGGCCUGUCAGAGAGCAAAGACUGCCGCAGCAAAGUUUAUAUUGUCCUUCCUAAAGCUCCGGAAAUCCUGGAAGGUCACGGUGUUGGGCCUGAAACUGACAUUUGGGCUAUUGGAGUCCUGUCCUUCAUCAUGUUAAGUGCCGACAGCCCGUUCCAUGCAGAGCACAGCUGGGAGCAAGAUAGAAACAUCAAGAAAGGGAAGAUCCAGUUUGGGCGCUGUUACCCGGGUCUGUCAGAGGGAGCCUUAAACUUCAUGAAGAGCAGCAUGAAUAACAAAUCCUGGGGGAGACCCACUGCAACAGAGUGUCUCCAGAACCCAUGGCUGCGUGCCCAUCGUGGCCCACACAAAGGCCGACACUCCAAAGUGUGUUUCUCCACAGACAAGCUUAAAGAUUACCUCAAGCAGAAAGAGGAGAAACGAGACCAGGUCCGCACUAAGCUUCAGGGUCCCUUCUUCCAGUAAGGCAACAGUGUGAGGGGUUCUUUUACCAUUGGCUUUUUCUAGAAACUAUAACCAGCACAUUUCAUUUCAGCUGAUAGUUUCCUGUGUGGCUCAUUUCUAUCUAGCCAAAGCCAGGCCGGAUUAUAUAAAUCAUUAUAGUAUAAUCUGAUUUUGAAAUUGUCUUAAUACAUUUUCAUAGUGUAUUUAUCCAUUAGAUUGUAUAUGUUAGUGUGCUGCAUUGUUUGUGCUUUGGUUUGUAUGGAAACACAUCAGGGAUAAGGUUUAGUCAAAGAGUGCAUGAGUUGUAAAAUUUAGUUUUUGUAACAUGUGAAACUGUUGCUUUGCUCCUCAAUGUCAAACAGAUUUUAUCAGGCAGAGUUUGUCCAAAAGUGCAAUCAGUUUUCUUGUAAAUGUACACAUAUUGCCUUAAAGUUAUAAUGUACAAAUUGAAAAUCAAUUAGAUUUUUGAAUGCUUCAUAAUAGUUAAAUAUUGGGUUAGUCACCCACCCAAAUGAGUUGUUAAAUGAAAGAUGAAUUAAAAAGCACAAAAGUGGUCAA
This is a messenger RNA of Etheostoma spectabile (orangethroat darter), 18981 nucleotides long. It is a transcript of the gene obscna, whose product is annotated as obscurin, cytoskeletal calmodulin and titin-interacting RhoGEF a. Gene Ontology annotation, biological process: protein phosphorylation. NCBI's taxonomy places the organism in Eukaryota, Metazoa, Chordata, Actinopteri, Perciformes, Percidae. The record is from RefSeq and is a predicted model, not a curated record. Gene Ontology annotation, molecular function: protein binding; protein kinase activity; guanyl-nucleotide exchange factor activity.